Danaus chrysippus (African queen) is the source of this 663-nucleotide messenger RNA. The record is from the annotation of a GenBank genome assembly. Lineage: Eukaryota; Metazoa; Arthropoda; Insecta; Lepidoptera; Nymphalidae.
AUGGACAUACGGCCGAACCACACGAUAUACAUAAACAAUCUUAAUGAGAAAAUUAAGAAGGAGGAACUUAAAAAGUCCCUCUAUGCUAUAUUCUCUCAAUUUGGGCAGAUUUUAGAAAUCGUUGCACUGAAAACCCUCAAGAUGAGGGGACAAGCAUUUGUUAUAUUCAAAGAAAUAUCCAGCGCAACCGUCGCCUUGAGGAGUAUGCAAGGAUUCCCGUUUUAUGACAAACCCAUGAGAAUACAGUAUUGCAAAACUGAUAGUGAUGUAAUAGCAAAGAUGAAGGGCACCUUCCAAGAAAGACCUAAAAGACCAAAACUUCCAAAAGGGUCUGAUGAGAAGAAGAAAAAGAACAAAGAUCCCAAUAGACCAAAUGUGCCUGGAUUUGGUCAACCGAGUGUUCUCAACAAUGUUAAUGCUGAACAGCCACCAAACCAAAUUCUAUUCCUUACUAAUCUUCCUGAUGAAACAUCGGAAAUGAUGUUGUCUAUGUUGUUUAACCAGUUCCCUGGUUUUAAGGAAGUUCGACUGGUGCCUAACAGACAUGAUAUUGCCUUUGUUGAGUUUGCUAAUGAAAUGCAAUCGGCGGCCGCCAAAGAAGCCCUACAAGGCUUCAAGAUCACUCCCACUCAUGCUAUGAAGAUAUCAUUUGCAAAGAAAUAG